CCUGAUCGAGAGGAGGGACGCGAAUGCGAGCUGGAAGAGGGACAAGGACGGGCCGAUCGAUAGGCUCGAAGAGCGAGAAAGACGGAGCGAGAGGAGCGCGAGAGACGGGCGCUGGCAACCGGUGGAGGAGAGAGAGAGGGAACCUCUCGCCGCGCUCGGAUCCGCUCCGCUCCUCUCCUCUCCGCGUCGCUCGAGAGUCGACCGCAUCCGCGAGUCGGCGUCGGCCUCAGUGUCGAGCGACGAUCGGACGUCGCGGUGCCGGUGGACGCAGGUGGAAGCUAGGAGACGCGAGCUCGCGCGGGGAACGGGACAAGGAUCCUUCGUCCUAGAGACCGCGGGGAAAGGGGUCCGUCUUGCCUCCACCUCGUCGCUCGGCGUCGCGAGAGAGAGAGAGAAAGAAAGAGACAAGGGAAGCAGCCUCCCGGAUGCCGAGUUGGCUUUAAAGGGAGAGAAUCCAGGAUUUUGUGGAUUUUCGCUCAUCCUGCCAUCGCGUCGUCGACAGAGGACUCGAAGCAACGAGAGGAAGGAGAUAGGGCGGGUUCAAAGGAUAAGGUCUCGCCUGGAAAAGGGGAAAAGUUCCAGCGGAACCCUCCGAGGUCGAUACCUCGAAGUCCCGACUGCUAGAAGAGGAGCGGAAGCGGGGGCUUCCGCCGAUCGGGGGAACCUCGGGGUGCGUGCGAGCGGGAAGAAUAAAAGUGACGUUUACGGCUGAAUCGCGGACCGUGAGAAGGAAUUCCCCGCUCCAACGGCGGGCACCUCGACUCGGCCUCACCUCGGUAGGAGGGAAAUUCCUGCCCCAGGUAUCGAGGAUAAAUCUUAAACGUUAAAUCCGUGGAAUAGUCCCAAGAUUCCUUCCGGCCAGCGUUCUGGGUACAUUCGAAACUCCACCUAGACGCUCCUAUCUGAAAGAUCUUCGAAUCGUUCCCGAAAAACCAGACGCGGAAUACCUCCACGAAGGUGCUACCGUCUGUUGGAUAUCGACCGGGUGGCCGCCCAGGACCCUCGCGACAUCGAGCGGUCCAGAGGACCGCGGAAAGUUAAGUGCCCCCGAGUUGCCGAAAAUUCCGCAUCCCUAGGUGAAUCGCGUUGGAGAAGGUGGAGGAGGUUCAAGGGGACCGAAUAUCCCCGGUGGCCGAGCACGCCACGUGGACGGGGACGCGAGCACGCCUGGCACGCCGUGCGCACCUGGGACUUCGAGCAGAGGGGCACGGCGGACUCGGAGCGGGGAUCCCGGUGUCAGGUGUACGAGGCGUCGGAGCAGGAACUCGUUCAGGUGGACGCGAACGAGCCACGGCUCGGCGAGCGCUCUUCCGACCCGCUUGAUCGUCCGAGUCCAUUAACCCCCACGUGGUCUCGCGUCGGAUUUUGCGCGACCCGAAGACGACGCGAAAAAAUUCGCCGGCAUCGGAGUCGGAGCUUCCGGGUAAACUGAGCGUAGCGUGACCCAGCCCGACGAUCCCAGGCUCAUCUCGGUGCUCGCUUCGAGGUCGUCAAGGUGAAUCCGACCGGUAUUCGUCCCACCAGGACUUCGCAGCCAGCUGGGAACCGGACAGCGGGGACACGACCGGGAGGAUCGAUAACCGGAUUCGAGGGAAACGAGGGAAACGAGGGAAACCGAGGAAACUCGAGGAUGGGCCUUCCCGGACAGUGAGCACCCACGGGCAUGCCGACGCGUUUUCCGCGGCCAAGUCCUAACCGGAGGUCGAUGCCGUCUCCGGGAGCUCGUACUAGCCCUCGAGAAGCGACGAAGACGACCCCGAGGACGAGAUGCCUCUCGAGGAGGUGAUGCCGCGCGACGGCGGCGUAAGGGCGAGUUCGAGUCAUCCGAGUUUCCUACCCCUGGAGGCGUCGGAGGUGGCGCUUCCUUCCUCGGCCCCGACCGCCUACGGCCUCCUGGGGAUGUCCGGGGGAAGGAAACAGGUUUUCGUCGAGCGAGAAGAGAGGAUCCUCGGGACCAUGGCAGCGGAUCGGCAAGACGUCGCUCGGAGUCCAAGGAACGGAUCCUCGCCGGCGAAGGAAGACCGGGCCGAUUCCUCGGAGGGUCUCGAAGCCGCCGACGAUCUUCGGGCCGUCACGGCUACCUUGCACCUUCCAGGGUUCGUCGGGUCGUCGCGGUUGCGCACAAGGUUCUCCACCUUGAAAUCCCGCGAGGAGGCCGCCUCUACCCGCGUUCAGGAGCGCAAGGUCCUGGCUAGGACGGAGUCUUCCAGAGGAGCCAAGUCUCCGGCCUGCGACCCCAAGGACAAGAGCUGGCCUCGAGCCUCCCGGUCGUCCUCUUCCUCGGCUUCCUCCUUCGUCGCCAAUGCCGGAAUCGUCGCCUCCGCCACGACCGGAGCCUCCUUGCAGUCCAGAGACGCCGUUUCCGACCUCGUGGCCGAAGGCGCCGGGUCUCUGGGAUCCGCGGGACAAGGACAGGUCCUGACCGCCAACGGCAGGGUCGCGAGGACUCGCGAGGAUGGAAACGUCGUUGCCGUUCCUGGAAACGCAGUUGGUAACGUUAAUGCCGGCCUCGGAAACGUUAACGAGCCGAUCCCGAAGAGCGACGAGGUGCCUUCCCCGAAGCAGGCGUUCGUCUCCGCCACGACCAGCCCUCGGACUUCCCCUCCGACCACCACCUCCAGCAGCUCUUGGAACACCUCCACCGAGCAGGAGUCCUUGUACAUCGUGGAUUCCGCCGAGGGAAACGCAUACUAUAAAGGCCAGUUCCUUGGGAAGGGUGGCUUCGCGAGGGUUUACUUGAUGACCGACCUAGCCAGCGGGAAGCAGUACGCCUGCAAGAUCAUUCCCAAAAAUCGGAUGCAGAAGAUCCACAUGCAGAAGAUUGCGAGGGAGAUCGUGAUUCACAAGGAGCUGAAUCAUCCAAACGUCGUUCAGAUGCAUCACUACUUCGAGGACAACCUGAACGCUUACAUACUCCUGGAAGCUUGUACGCGAAAGAGCCUGAUGCACGUGCUCAAGUACCGGGGGAAGGUGACGGAACCGGAAGCACGUUACUACAUGAAGCAAAUGGUAACCGGGGUGGCGUACAUACACUCCAGGAAGGUGAUUCACCGCGACCUGAAGCCUGGGAACAUGUUCCUCUCGGAGAACAUGGUCGUCAAAAUCGGGGAUUUCGGGCUGGCCACUCGACCUUACGACCACCCUCGCAGAGUGACAAUAUGCGGCACGCCGAACUACAUAGCCCCGGAGGUGUUGUACAAGCAGGCCUGUAGCUACGAGGCCGACGUGUGGGCCCUGGGGUGCAUCCUGUACGUCCUGCUGGUCGGCCAGCCACCGUUCGAGACGGCGACCCUGAAGGAGACCUAUGCAAGAAUCUGCGACAACCGGUACCGCGAGGUGGACGACACGGUGGCCUCUCGCAACGGGCAGGACUUGGUGCGACGCCUUCUGGAACCGAAUCCAAAAUUACGACCCUCUCUGGAGAAGGUGAAGAGACACCCUUACCUGACCAAGGAGUACGUGCCCUCGUCGUUGCCCCAUUUCUGCUGUUACCAGCCGCCCCCGGCGACUCUGCGUCGCCUGUCGACGGUGUCCUCGACACCGACGCCCCCGCCGUCUCCUCCCUCUCCACCCUUGCCGCUUCUCAAGUCCUCGUCGUCUCCGGAGCCCGAGUCCUCUUCCCGUCUGGGCCAGGUCUCGAAAAACGAGCGCUCGGAGACCCAGAAGAGCGCCUUCGAGCGGGCGCGGUCCAAGGCCUCGCAGAAGGAGUCCAAGGUGAAAUGGCUCGCCAAGAAGCUCCCGAAGCUCCCCAGGUUCAAGCAGCGUCUCAGCAGCGCCCUGUGCCCUAACAAAAAGAAGGUCAGAUCCGGGGUGGAACCGAGACUCGGCUCGGGAGGCGUCGCCGAGAGCGUGCAGAUGCAUCGCGCCCUGGAAGACUGUCUCACCUGUAUCCGGUGCACUCGGUUCAGCGCCAACCCCAAGACCGUCGAGGAGGUCGCUCCUCUGUUCAUCACCAAGUGGAUAGACUAUUCCAACAAGUACGGCCUCGGAUUUCAGUUGCCAGACAGGUCCGUCGGGGUCCUCUUCAACGACAGCACCAAGAUGAGCUACACGCACGAUAGGAGCUGCGUUGAGUACGUGACCUCCACCGACGAAGACCUCGUCCGGUAUGAGAAGGAAAGCGACGUCCCGUUGUUCCUGAAGGAGAAGCUCUACUUGCUGCAGUUCUUCGCCGAGUACAUGGACGAACACCUCACGGAAGGAGGCGAGGUGCGCGGAUGGAUAAACGGCGCGGUCACCGCAGGGAAGCGACGAACGAGACGAAACGGCGCUUUCGUUCCACGGAUGAGGAGAUGGCUCCGGACCGACAAGGCCAUAGUGAUGGAGCUGAACGUUCCCUUCCUUCAAGUGAACUUCUUCGUCGACCACACCAAAAUGGUCGUCUCUAAGCCCACCGGAAGCGGUGCCUAUCUCGUGACCUACAUCAACCCCGAGAGACGCACCUCUUCCUACUGGCUGAACGAUAUCCGCGAUUACGGAUGUACGGCCGAUCUUCACGAACGGCUGCAUUACGUCUGCAAGGUGGCGAGGGAAUUUUCCGAGCUCGAUCAGAACGCUCCCCUUCAUUGAAUUCAAGGCGACAUAAGGAUCUCACGGCUGCCCGAGUUUCCGCGAACCGGGCUCGCAUGCGUACAUACGGAUAUGUACCAUUAUUUGCAAUUAAAAAAAAAAAAAAAAAGAAAGACGACGCAGGCAGCGACGUCCGACGUUUCUUAUUUUUGUUGUCUCUACCGUGUAGAGAGGUAACGAUUGGUCGUUAACGAGGGAGCUAAACCGAACCAGGGAAUUCGGAAGAAACUCGGAGCAACGUCUCUCGUCUACGGUAUAGAGAUAUUAACCCUAUAAAGUUAAGAGCAAUUUUGCUAAAGAAUUAUCGAGUAUAAGGUACUUAUAUACAUUUACGCGAAGUACCGAAGAAAGCACAGAUAGAUAGCGUGCUCCGUAUCGAAUAAAGGACUUCGUAUCGACGUAAUAGAAUUGUAAUAUCCCGGAGGACGAACUAAUACUACCAUUAACUUGAUAUCGCAAUAGAGCAGAAUAAAACGAAAUAUCUUUCAAUCCGGGA
Orussus abietinus is the source of this 5065-nucleotide messenger RNA. Its product is annotated as serine/threonine-protein kinase plk-2-like. The transcript is spliced from 8 exons. The coding region runs from base 1768 to 4569 and encodes 933 amino acids. Lineage: Eukaryota; Metazoa; Arthropoda; Insecta; Hymenoptera; Orussidae. The record is from RefSeq and is a predicted model, not a curated record. Gene Ontology annotation, molecular function: protein binding; protein serine/threonine kinase activity; ATP binding. Gene Ontology annotation, biological process: regulation of cytokinesis; mitotic cell cycle; protein phosphorylation. Gene Ontology annotation, cellular component: nucleus; cytoplasm; spindle pole.